Messenger RNA from Nematolebias whitei (Rio pearlfish), 3549 nucleotides. RefSeq names its product protogenin B. Gene Ontology annotation, biological process: cell-cell adhesion; axon guidance. Gene Ontology annotation, cellular component: axon; plasma membrane. Gene Ontology annotation, molecular function: protein binding. The record is from RefSeq and is a predicted model, not a curated record. The coding region runs from base 1 to 3549 and encodes 1182 amino acids. The transcript is spliced from 19 exons. NCBI's taxonomy places the organism in Eukaryota, Metazoa, Chordata, Actinopteri, Cyprinodontiformes, Rivulidae.
AUGGCCAUUUUUAAAAUGAAGUUCUGCCAGCGAUGGCUUCUUUUUGUACUAUUUCUUCCUUUAUCGAGUAUUUUGUGUUUUAGUGAGCUGUCCUUCAUCACAGAGCCCAGUGAUGUGGCUGUAUUACCAAAGGCUCCUGCUGUUUUAGACUGUCAGGCUCAUGGGCACCCUCCGGUCACCAUCAAGUGGCUGAAGAAUGGAGUUAAGCUGGCAGAAAGUGAACACAUGAAGUUUCUGCCCAAUGGCUCCUUGUUCAUACCAAAGAUACAGCAUACCAAGGAGUAUUCAGAUGAAGGAUUCUACCAGUGCCUCUCUCAAAACCGAUAUGGAGCUAUCUUAAGCCAAAGAUCACAUCUGACUAUCGCAAGGAUCACAGGAUUUGAAAUACACCCUGUGUCCAUGGUGGUUUCUGAAGGCUCUGUUGCACGAUUUUCCUGUGCAGUCAAUUCAACUCCUUCUGCCACCAUCACGUGGGCGUUCAACCAAAGCACACUGCCAGUACAAACAGACAGAAUAACUGUUUUGCUCAAUGGCGUACUCCAAAUUCACAAUGUGCAACUUGAAGAUGCUGGACAAUAUCAAUGUGUGGCAACUAACAUCGGCAGCCGUUUAAAGAGCAGAGAGGCCACGCUGACAGUCAGCAAAGAUUCAGGCCCUAAACCACGUCAGAGGCCUCGAAUCAUUGCUGGACCUCAAAACAUCACCACGUCCUUUCACCAAACUGUAGUAUUGGAGUGUGUGGCCACAGGCAAUCCAUCCCCCAUCAUCUCCUGGAGCCGUGCUGACAGUAAACCCAUCGAUGUUUACAAUGCCAAAGUGCUGGGAAAUGGGAAUCUGGUUAUUACUGAUGUUAAUUCCAAGCACAGUGGAGUCUACGUCUGCAGGGCCUCUACACCUGGAACCCGCAACCACACUACGGCAGCAGCUAACCUCACAGUUCUAGUGCCACCGACCAUUGUUGAGAUCCCUGAGAGUCAAACCCGUCCAAGAGCGGGCACCGCCCGAUUUAUGUGCCAAGCAGAGGGAGUGCCAUCGCCACGCAUCAGCUGGCUAAAGAAUGGAGAGGAGGUUCACUUAAAUGGGAGGAUUAAAAUGUAUAACAGUAAAUUGGUGAUCACCCAGAUUAUCCCUGAAGACGACGCCAUCUAUCAGUGCAUGGCAGAGAAUGAACAGGGUUCUGUGCUGUCUUUGGCCCGCCUCAUCGUUGUCAUGUCCGAGGACAGGCCCAGUGCACCCAGGAAUAUCCACGCUGAGACCAUCUCCAGUUCUGCCAUCUUACUUGCCUGGGAGAGACCUCUCUACAAUGCAGACAAAGUUAUUGCCUAUUCCAUCCAUUAUAUGAAGGCAGAAGGUUUAAACAAUGAAGAAUACCAAGUUGUUAUUGGCAAUGACACAACCAGUUACAUCAUCGAUGACCUGGAGCCGGCACGCAACUACAGCUUUUACAUUGUGGCUUAUAUGCCAAUGGGAGCCAGUCGAAUGUCUGACCAAGUUAACCAACACACCCUGGAGGAUGUACCUCUGCGUACCCCAGAGUUAACUCUGACCAGCCACAGUUCUGCAGACAUCCAGGUGAGCUGGCAGCCACUACCAGCCAAGAUUAGCCGUGGGCGUAUGAUGGCCUACAGACUUUCCUAUCGCACCGCGACCGAUGAUACUGUCACAAAUGUGGAGCUACCACACAACAGCACUGAAUAUCGCUUAGAGGGACUACAGCCAGACACCAUUUAUCUUCUCCGCAUGGCUGCAGCCACACGUGUGGGUUGGUGCGAGCCCUCAGCAUGGACCUCACACCGUACACCCAAGAUCUCCAGCAACAAAGUGCCUUCAGCCCCAGUUCUUCAGCUCGAGCCUCUAAACUGCACUUCUAUUGUGGCUCGCUGGCAGAUCUCCCCAGAUUCAGUUGCUGUUCAGGGUUUCCGGGUGUGUUACCAUGAAGAAGGCCAGCCAGAGCAGCCUAGCACCCUGCUGCAAGCUCAAACCUACACCCACACCAUUGGUGGCCUUGACCCAAGGAGAAAGUAUCAUGUCAAGAUUCAAGCUGUCAGUAAAGCUGGAGAUGGCUAUCAGACAGACCAAACAAUUAGUACUCCGGGAUGUGUGUCGGCUAGAGACCAAGUGGCAGCAGCCCCUCCCCCUCCACAUCAAGUCACUGUCUUAACCAGCAACUCAUCUGCUGUGUCUCUGCGUUGGAGUCAUCCUGCUUUUGCUCCUGGGAAAGCUGUCAGCUAUACAGUCCGCUGUACACCUGUGGGCACACAUAACGUCUCUGCUAUACUCUACCAGCAAACCACCAAGCAAAGUGUGAUUGUUCAGAAUUUGAUUCCGAACACUCGCUAUGAGUUUGUAGUGCGUCUGCAUGUGGACCAGAUGUCAAGCCCCUGGAGUUUGGUGGUUUACCAUCAGACCCUGCCAGCAGCACCUAGUCAACCUCCUGCAGGAGUACGAGUAACUCUGAUUGAGGACGACACUGCCCUGGUGUCCUGGAGGGAGCCCACAGAGACCAAUGUGGUGGUCACACACUAUACCAUCCUAUACACCUCACAGAAAGCUUGGAUGGCCGGGCACUGGCAGAGGAUACAAAGAGAGGGAAGUCAUACAAUGGCCCUGUUAGAGAAGCUGGAGCCAGGGAGUAUCUACCUGGUGAAGUUAUGCGCCUCCAACAGGGUCGGUGACGGACCUUUCUCUGACACUGUGGAACUGGCUCUAAAGCAUGGACAUGUCCACCGCAGCAAGAACCCCAGGCACUCCGACUCCCUCCCUGAUACAGCAGUGUUUUCUGAUGAUCUAUACCACAUAGACCAGAGGUCCAUGACAGGGAUUAUGGUUGGUGUGAGCAUUGCAUUAACCUGUAUCGCCAUGUGUGCCCUGAUCCUGAUCAGCAAGGGCAAACCAAGAAAAUCAUCCAGUGCCAAAGGGAUUGCUGUGGGAGCAUCUGAAGUUUCACAUUCUGGUUUGCCGCUGCCCAGUGACUACCACUCGGAGAACGUUGAGGCCCUUUUACCGAUGAUAAGUGACUUCAUAGAUGCAAAGGGUGGAUCUAAUAUUGUCAUAAAUAGUGCCGGUCCAGUCAGCAAUAAGAUCCAAAGCAGCAGGUGGCUGCUUUUCAAAAGUGACAUCCAAGCUCCACCUUCAACUGAUGCUGAAACAAAAGCCAGCUUGUACGAGGCUGGUAAAACUGUUCUGAGAUACGACGAACGUCUUGGCUCAGCGCCUCUGCCCCUUUCGUCCCAGGAGAUGCUCUUCGGACCUCUUCACUCAAAGAAACCUCACACCGAUGAGGGCAGCCAAGAAACAGGAGAUUCUGGACACUACUCCAACGAAGAAAGCAACGAGGAGAUGAGCAACCCCCCAACCACCCACAGUUCAAUAACUGGAUCUUCGGGGUCAGAUAGCGGUCCUGCUGGUGCUGAGCUGAAGCACUCUUUUAAAGUGGAAACAGAAACGAUGCACCUCUUCCAUCGUGUCGCCUCUGAUGCUUCCUGGCCUUCCAGCUCCUCAGAUGACUCUCUUCCCGCCCCGCACACUCUCACAGCAGCCAGCACCUGA